AUUUAAUAUUAUUAUUGUGUUUCUUAAAUAAAUAAAUAAAAAAUACUAUUUCUAUGUAUAUAAGAUCUUCUUCCAUUUGGUUUCCAGAUUUCGAGAUUUCUAUCUCUCUCCACCUUAAGAAGCCAUGGGAGCACGAUCUUCAGAAAACCAAGAUGAACAGAAAGAGGUCGUUAGAAGUUCUUACUUUGAUUUACCGCCACUCGAUGUUUCUGUUGCAUUCCCACAAGCAACUCCAAUGACAACGUUCCCUCCUUGCACCUCUGAUUUUUACUUGUUUGAUGAUCUUUUGAGCUCCGAGGAGCAGUCUGCACGGUUAAGAGUUAGGGAGUGUAUGGAAAAGGAGAUAGCCCCAAUAAUCGUUCCGUUUUGGGAGAAGGCUGAAUUUCCAUUUCAUAUAGUACCCAAGCUUGGUGCUAUGGGCAUUGCAGGUGCCACAAUUAAGGGCUAUGGAUGUCCUGGUUUAUCUGUUACUGCUGCUGCCAUCACUAUAGCAGAAGUUGCCCGUGUUGAUGCUAGCUGCUCCACCUUUAUACUCGUGCAUUCUUCUUUAGCAAUGUCCACAAUUGCACUUUUGGGUUCUGAAGAUCAGAAGAAGAAAUAUUUACCUUCCUUAGCUCAAUUGAAAACUAUAGCUUGUUGGGGUCUUACUGAACCUGAUUAUGGAAGUGAUGCGAGUUCCUUGAAAACAACAGCAACAAAGGUUUCCGGUGGUUGGAUCCUGGAAGGACAAAAACGCUGGAUAGGGAACAGCACGUUUGCAGACCUGCUGGUUAUUUUUGCUAGGAAUACAAUCUCGGAUCAGAUGAAUGCAUUUUUGGUAAAAAAAGAUGCCCCUGGAUUACAAGUUACUAAGAUUGCAAACAAGAUUGGGCUUAGGAUUGUUCAAAAUGGAGAUAUACGAUUAAAUAAAGUCUUUGUGCCAGAUGAGGACCGAUUACCAGGUGCCAAUUCAUUCCAGGAUACAAAUAAGAUUCUUGCUGUCUCACGUCUCAUGGUUGCCUGGCAACCCAUUGGCAUGACGAUGGGGGCCUAUGAUAUGUGUCACAGGUACUUGAACGAGAGAAAGCAGUUUGGAGUACCAUUAGCGAGUUUCCAGAUCAGCCAACAAAAGUUAGUUAAGAUGUUGGGUAAUAUUCAGGCAAUGCAACUACUAGGUUGGAGACUCUGCAAGUUAUACGAUAAAGGUCAAAUGACACCUGGUCGGGUUAGCUUGGGAAAGGCAUGGAUUUCCCAAAAGGCGAGGGAAACGCUCUCACUUGGACGUGAAUUACUUGGUGGCAAUGGAAUCUUGUCAGACUUCUUGGUCGCUAAGGCAUUCUGUGAUCUAGAGCCAAUUUACACGUAUGAAGGCACUUUUGAUAUAAACUCGUUAGUUGCGGGCAGGGAGGUGACAGGAAUCGCUAGUUUCAAGCCAGCUGCUGCUUCCACUCGACAGAGUCGUAUCUAAUUUGAAACUCGAUAUUAUUGUUAUAUAUAUACAAAUAUGUACGUGUCAAAUAAAGAAUCAAGGGAUGUUUAGUUUCACACUUGACUAAGAACGGUUGAAAUAAAUUAUUGUUGCCUUCUUAUGG
Messenger RNA from Impatiens glandulifera, 1571 nucleotides. RefSeq names its product acyl-coenzyme A oxidase 4, peroxisomal-like. NCBI's taxonomy places the organism in Eukaryota, Viridiplantae, Streptophyta, Magnoliopsida, Ericales, Balsaminaceae. The record is from RefSeq and is a predicted model, not a curated record. The transcript has 13 exons. Gene Ontology annotation, cellular component: peroxisome. Gene Ontology annotation, biological process: fatty acid beta-oxidation. Gene Ontology annotation, molecular function: acyl-CoA dehydrogenase activity; flavin adenine dinucleotide binding. Bases 125 to 1447 code for a protein of 440 amino acids.